Molecule: messenger RNA, 634 nt
Organism: Arabidopsis thaliana (thale cress)
Lineage: Eukaryota; Viridiplantae; Streptophyta; Magnoliopsida; Brassicales; Brassicaceae
Product: RPB1a
Exons: 1
Coding region: 15-503 (162 amino acids)
Source: RefSeq, marked reviewed
AAACAAAACAAAAUAUGUCCGCUAAUCACACGACUCUCCAUAGCUCCGGGGAUGAGGAGCCAAAUCACGAGUUGUAUUCUGCAGCGGUGCACAAGCUCGUGGUGUUAAUGAACGCCGGUGUUUUUGGAUUUCUCCAGCUCAGCGACCUGUCGGCUAUCGGAACCAAUGCAGUUGUCUCUACAUCUGUUAUGUUCGAGACUCAUCGAGCCACUUUCCUUUGUUACUGGGUUCUCAUAUUGAUCUACGCCUUUCUUCGUAUCUACGAGAUCAAACUUCGCAUCGUAUCGUUUCGCAUGCUCGUGGGACAUAUAAGCCAUCUCUUUGGUGCUCUCGCAGCUCUCUUGCUCAUAUCUGUUGUGUCUUCCAUCUUUUCUCUUAUCGUUGUUCCCCUAUGGCUUGCGUGGCUCUUCGCCGUAUUGUACAUAGCUUUCCGAGAUGUCAUAAAUCUACCAGCAAAUUCAUUGGGUGGUGUUGACCCACCAAACCAACUAGUGUCGGUCUAGGGUCACUAUCUCAUGUUGCUUUCUGACUACAUUUGUGUUUGUUGUUUAUUCAUGUCCCUAUGACGAUUGUGAGCAUCCUAUUUGUUGGUGUUUGUUAUAUAAAUAAAACAGAAAAGAGAGUGAUUUAUUGU